AUGACGGCAGUUUCUUCUUCUUCUCAGUCACCGCCGCAUAUUCCAUUGGAUUUGGUAUCAGAAAUACUGUGUAGACUUCCUGUGAAACACCUCCUUCAACUCUGUUGCGUCUGCAAAUCAUGGAAUUCUCUUAUCUCUCUUGAUUCCAAUUUCGCAAGGAAGCAACUCAGUCUGUCAACUCCCAACAAAGACCGCCACCACCUCAUCCAAUCCUCUACUAAAUAUUAUCGUGAGUUCCUUCUAAGUCACUCCACAAUCUCCUCUUUUUUCACCAAUGAUCCCAUUGUUACGGUCAAUCAGUUUAGGCACACUCUAAAAAGGGUUCUUGGUCUGCACAUUUCCACUUGUGACGGCAUCCUCUGUUUUGCGAUAAAGGGAUCUCAAGCUGUUUUGUAUAAUCCUUUCACUAGAAAAUCCAACAAAUUGCCUCCUUUGAAAGCUCCGAAUUCAAGGGAUUUUCAAAACUUAUAUACCUUAGUGUAUGAUAGUAUCACUGGUAAUUAUAAGAUUAUUGCUGUUACUUUUGGUAAUAGCAAAAUCCAAGUUAACAUUCACACUUUGGGUACUCGUUAUUGGAGAAGAAUUCAAGAUUUUCCAUGUUCUCUUCUCAUUUCUACACCUGGAAUAUUUGUGAAUGAUACUGUUAAUUGGUUUGCAUAUGAUUCUAAUUCAGCUAAAGUUAUCGUUUCUCUUGAUUUAAAGAAGGAGUCGUAUCAAAAGUUUUCACUCCCUUUUUCCCAUUUUGAAUUUUUCAUUAACUUGGGGACAUUGAAAGGUUGUUUGUCCAUCCUUUCUCAACAUGAAAAUUUUCAAUUAUUUUAUGUUUGGAUCAUGAAGGAAUAUCGAAAUGAAAAAUCUUGGACUAAAUUGUUUACUAUUCCUUCUCAUCCAGAAAGAUGUGGUCUUUACGACGGCUAUUCAAAGGUAUUAUAUAUUUCCGAAAAUAAUCAAUUGUUGAUGGAGUUCGAGAAACGUGGUUUGGUUGUCUAUGAUUCUACAAAUAAAAAUUUCAGUAUUCCUAAAAUGCAAAAUAAUAUCCAUGAUGACGAGGAGGUGGCACCACUUUUUUGUGUUGAGAGUUUGAUAUCUCCUUUCUAG
Messenger RNA from Vicia villosa (hairy vetch), 1098 nucleotides. Its product is annotated as F-box/kelch-repeat protein At3g23880-like. Lineage: Eukaryota; Viridiplantae; Streptophyta; Magnoliopsida; Fabales; Fabaceae. Gene Ontology annotation, molecular function: protein binding. The transcript has a single exon. Bases 1 to 1098 code for a protein of 365 amino acids. The record is from RefSeq and is a predicted model, not a curated record.